AUGCGUUUCUCAGUUAUCACCAUCGCAUCUGCAGCUGUUGCUGCUGCAGGAACCAGCGCCAUUGAAGUGGCUGAAAUCCCCGGCUACGAGCCAAUUCCCAAGGCUGCUACAAACAAGUACUCUCAAAAUGCACCAUCGGCCAUUCCUGACUUCGCAACCGGCUCAUUCGAGCCCACGUACAUGCCAGCAGAGGAUCUGAAGCCCAGUAGCAUUCUCGCUCGUAGUGUAACUUCAACAUCUGCCACUGCAAGCUCCUCCACUCCAGUCCCGGACGAGCCAGCUGAUGACAGCUAUGAGGCUUUCGUGCUAUGGAUGAGUGCUCGUCUGACUCAGGAAGUUCCUGAAAAAGCCGAGCACAGCCAUGUCGCCCGCAGCGUGGCUUCUUCGCCAAGUGCAAAAGUUGAAGCCUCUGCAGACGGACCAGCUGAUGACACCUAUGAGGGCUUCGUCACUUGGAUGGAGUCUCGUUACCCCAAAGAGUUUUCUGAACAAGUCAAACAGAAGAUCAAUGUUCGAGAUGUCGAGCAGCACACCACCACCAGCAGCACAACUAGCGCAACCCCUUCCGCAGCCGCCAGCAUCACUGGCCCUGUUGAUGACACUUAUGAAGCUUUCGUUACCUGGAUGGACUCCCGGCACCCCAAAGAAUUCUCUGAGCAAGUCAAGCAGAAGAUCAAUGCUCGAGAUGUUGUAUCGCAGGCUGCUACGACUGCCAGCACAACUGCCACCACGACGACAACCACUGUCGCAGCUGCCACCGGCGCUGACCCUGCGAAUGAGAGCUACGAGGAGUUCGUACAUUGGAUGAACUCACGCUUCCCUGAUGGAUAUCCUGCUGAGGACCACCAUGAGCUCAAUGCCAGAUCGGUUGACACUCAUGAGACAUUGCAGGGAAACGGGCACGAGAUGCCUGAUUGGAGCUAUGCUUGGAAUGAAGAAGUGGAGCAUCAUCUCCAAGCCAGAUCGGCAGAAGAUGAGAACAAUGGAGCUCCUUCUGACUUCGAAUAUGAAUCUGAUCCUGAUGCCCAUGCCGCAUCCGAGACCGAAUAUCCUUAUCUCGAGGAGACCUUCGAGGAGUUCCCUGCACGUCAAGGCUAUAGCCCCGAACAGUACGCCCAGGAGGGCGAGCCUUCCGAUUUACACGAAGAAGAGCCUAAGUCUCAGGCUGCGGCUAACUCAAAGCCAUCAGUCUCUGAGGUCGCUGCUUCGCCAGCCGCCGCUGCUACCCCCGAGCCAACCUCUGCAGUAACUUCAUCUGCGACCACUUCGACUUUCGCAUCGCAGUAUUCUGGCCAGAUGAGUGAGACUUCUACGGUCUCGUCUAGCUCUGCCACCAAUCUUCAAGCACGCUCUGUGAGUUCCCAUUACCGAUUCCGCCACCACUCCCACUCAGCAUACGCGUCGAAUAGUGGUACGGCAAGCACAAGCACAUCUUCUGCAAUUAGCUCUACCACCACUAGUCGCAAGGGAUUCUUCAACCUUCCCUGGUAG
Molecule: messenger RNA, 1491 nt
Organism: Aureobasidium melanogenum CBS 110374
Lineage: Eukaryota; Fungi; Ascomycota; Dothideomycetes; Dothideales; Saccotheciaceae
Exons: 2
Coding region: 1-1491 (496 amino acids)
Source: RefSeq, a predicted model, not a curated record